AUUAAUAAUGGGAUCCCUUCACAAAAGACUCUUGAACAAAAUUUCUGACAUUCUUAAUAUUUUCAAAGUGAGGAUUAAAUUUCCAGGCAGAACAUCUUUCCAAAGAGAUGUUGAAGAAGAAGAGAUUCAAUAUGAUGACUCCACCCUUUGUCUCUCUUCCUCCUACUACAGCGUUUUCGUCGUUCGUCUUGCUAUCAUGGUUAUGCUGGCAAUCUUGAUAGGCCUGCUAACUUUGCUGACGUGGCAUAUUACAAGAGUUUACACUACAAGAUCAUUGAACACGUUGGCGUACGGUCUUCGUCACGAACUCCUACAACGGCCCAUUUUACGUAUGUGGAAUAUUCUCAACUCUACCGUCGAAGUUGCAACCGCCCAAGUCCAGCUCUCCGAGUCGGUCAUCAGACGCUACAACAAGCCCGUCGAUCAAGCACAACAAGUUGAGCUUUACGAAGUUAUGAGGGACGUAACAUGGGCGUUGUUUUCGAGCCGCAAGGCGCUCAAAUCGUUAACUAUGAACUAUAGGAAUGGUUUCGUCCAAGCUUUUCACAGAAGUCAUAAGAACAAUCAUACUUAUUACAUAUACUCCGACCUCGUCAACUACUCGAUUAGUAGGUCAUAUGAUGUUAACGAGCUUUCGUCUCAUCAAGGAUGGAAUGAUCAAUCUAUACACGGCAAUAUUUCCGCAAUUUGGUACCGAGAGCCUCUUGAUCCUCUCACUGGCGUAAAAAUCGGAAAAGCCACACAGAUCCCACCGGACGAGCUGAUCAACAUUGCAGGCAUUUCGCAGGUUCCAGACGGGACAGCAUCUUGGCAUAUAGCGGUGAGCAAGUACACCGAUUCGCCUCUUCUCUCGGCGGCACUUCCCGUGUGGGACCCGUCACACGAGAGCAUAGUAGCCGUUGUGGGAGUUACCACAGCACUCUACAGUGUAGGACAGUUGAUGAAAGAGCUCGUCGAGUUCCACAGCGGACACAUUUAUUUAACCUCUCAAGAGGGUUGGCUUCUCGCUACUUCCACUCGUACCCCUCUCCUCAUGAACUCAACCACCGGCCCGAAAUUAAUCAUGGCCGUCGAUUCUCAGGAUAGCGUGAUACGAUCCGGUGCCGAGUGUUUGCAGAAGAAAGCAUACGGCGAUAAGUUUCCGCCUAGUCAAGAAGUUCAUUUGGAGAAUGUUAAGCUUGGGAGUGAGCUUUAUUAUAUUGAUUCCUUUUUCUUGAAUUUGAAAAGGCUUCCUAUGGUUGGGGUGAUUAUUGUGCCGAGGAAAUAUAUAAUGGGGAAGGUGGACGAAAAAGCGUUCAAGACUUUGAUGAUAUUGAUAUCGGCGUCUGUGUGCAUUUUAUUGGUCGGGUGCUUUUGCAUAUUUAUAUUGACAAACGGAGUUUCGAAGGAGAUGAAGUUACGUGCGGCACUUAUAAGUCAUUUAGACGCAAGAAGGAAGGCCGAGGCGUCGAGCAACUACAAAAGCCAAUUUUUAGCUAACAUGAGUCACGAGCUCCGAACGCCUAUGGCUGCGGUGAUUGGUUUACUAGAUAUUCUUGUGAGCGAUGAUUGCCUUACGAACGAACAACGCUCGAUGAUUACACAAAUUCGUAAAUGUUCGACCGCUUUGCUCCGUCUUCUUAACAACAUUUUGGAUCUUAGUAAGGUUGAAUCGGGCAAAUUAGUACUCGAAGAAACGGAGUUUGACAUGGGACGAGAACUCGAAGGGCUAAUCGAUAUGUUUUCGGUCCAGUGUAUUAAUCACAAUGUGGAAACUAUUCUUGAUCUCUCUGAUGACAUGCCGAAGAUUGUUCGAGGAGAUUCUGGUAGAGUUCUUCAAAUAUUCGCGAAUCUGAUAAGCAAUUCGAUCAAAUUCACUACAUCUGGAUAUAUUGUUCUGCGCGGAUGGUGCGAGACGGUACCGAACACCGAUCAUAAGAUGAAAUGGAAACGCAAGAAAGAUAACAAAAUGAUUCUUUGGUUCGAAGUCGACGACACUGGCUGCGGGAUUGAUCCUAAUAAAUGGGAAUCGGUAUUUGAAAGUUUCGAGCAGGCCGAUCCUUCAACAACUCGACUGCAUGGUGGAACUGGUCUAGGCCUGUGCAUUGUACGAACGUUGGUAAAUAAAAUGAAUGGAGAAAUAAAAGUGGUGAAAAAGAGUGGGCAUGGAACUUUAAUGCAGCUAUAUCUGCUUCUCAACAUGCCUCCCGAGAGUACGACGAAGCAGAAUUACCAGUUAAAUUUCGACGACCACAAUCUGACCGUGUUGCUUGCACUCAAUGGUAGAAAGACGAAAUCGAUUCUCAAUCAGUGGUUACGUAAAAACGGGGUCCACACACACGAGGCAUCCGAAUGGAACGAGCUCACGCUAAAUCUUCACGAAUUCUUCAUAGAAUACUCCGAAACUCGAAAAUCAAAUUUGGAAAUUAUUAGUAAGUCGAUUUUCGUAAUAAUUAUCGAUAUUGGGAUGCUCGAUUUGACUACCGGACUGUGGAAGCAACAGCUCAAUUUUCUCGACGAAUAUUGCAAAGGCAGAGCCAACUUUGCAUGGAUACUAAACCACGACACCUCGAAUUCUAUAAAGGCGGAGCUUCGUAAAAGAGGGCAUCUUUUAAUGGUUAAUCGGCCUCUCUACAAAGCAAAAAUGAUCCAAAUUUUCGAUUCGGUCAUUAAGGAGAGAAAUAAUUUAUCGCAGCUCGAAAAUAAUAUUUUAUUAGGAGAAGACGUUCAAUUUCACGAACUUGUCGAAAUUGACGAUAAUCUCCACUCCGAUGAUUCUGACAAGUCCGAGAAUGAUUGUUGCAAUACUACUAGUGUAAUGAGAGAAUUUAACGGCUGUAAUAGAAAUAUUGGGAUUAAUUACGAAGAAAAAUCGCUCGAGGGUUUGCGCGUACUUCUUGCCGAAGACACUCCGGUGCUACAAAGAGUCGCGAAAAUAAUGCUCGAGAAAUUGGGAGCGAAAGUAGUUGUUGUAGGAGAUGGGAUUCAAGCAGUUGAAGCUCUCGAUCGUGAUGGAAAAUACGACUUGAUUUUGAUGGAUUGUCAAAUGCCGAAAAUGGAUGGAUAUGAAGCGACGAAAGCUAUAAGAAGAUCGGAGUUAGGGAGUGGUAUGCACGUUCCGAUAGUUGCAUUAACUGCUCAUGCAAUGUCUUGUGAUGAAGCAAAAUGCUUGCAAGUAGGUAUGGAUGCUUACCUAACAAAGCCGAUCGAUUGUAAACGAAUGAUUUCGACUAUCCUUUCGUUGACUAAGCAAAAUGAGUGACGAACACGAGACUCGUUCGACAAACACGAGAAAGAUUAUAAGAGCUACUAAGUGUGGUAUACAGAGUAUCGGCACCUUUUUUUUGUAUCGAAACAGAGACAAUUGUAAAUGUAGUAAAAUUUUGAUCCUCAAAUAAAGUAUUUUGCAGGUGAUUCAG
This is a messenger RNA of Erythranthe guttata (spotted monkey flower), 3398 nucleotides long. RefSeq names its product histidine kinase 1 (gene HK1). Gene Ontology annotation, biological process: phosphorylation; signal transduction. Lineage: Eukaryota; Viridiplantae; Streptophyta; Magnoliopsida; Lamiales; Phrymaceae. The record is from RefSeq and is a predicted model, not a curated record. Gene Ontology annotation, molecular function: phosphorelay sensor kinase activity.